CACAGUAGCUUGGCUCAGGGACAGCACUGGUAAUAGAGUCUGAUGCCAACACAACCAUGGGAAAGAUCAUUUUUUACGAAGACAGAAACUUCCAAGGGCGCUCUCAUGAGUGCAGCAGCGACUGUGCCGAUCUUCACACCUACUUCAACAGAUGCAACUCCAUCAGGGUGGAGAGUGGCUGCUUCAUGGUGUAUGAGAGGCCCAACUACAUGGGCAAUCAGUACUAUCUGAGGAGAGGAGAGUACUCUGAUAACCAGCGUAUGAUUGGCAUUAAUGACUGUGUCAGAUCUUGCCGUAUGAUCCCACAGCACCAGGGUUCCUACAGGAUGAGGCUUUACGAGCGUGCUGACAUGACCGGGCAGAUGCAUGAGCUGGUCGAUGACUGUCCAAAUGUCCAAGACCAACUCAGCAUGUCUGAUUUCAACUCCUGCAAUGUGAUGGACGGCCACUGGCUACUGUACGACCAACCUAACUACAAGGGCAGAGUGUACUACCUGAGGCCUGGAGAGUAUCGGAGGUACAGUGACUGGGGAGGCAUCAGCCCAAGGAUCGGCUCCAUCAGAAGAAUCACUGACUUCAACUGAAGUCAAGCUUCAUUUAAAUGCAUCUUUCGAUGACUUGAA
This is a messenger RNA of Pundamilia nyererei, 623 nucleotides long. Its product is annotated as gamma-crystallin M2-like. Gene Ontology annotation, molecular function: structural constituent of eye lens. Gene Ontology annotation, biological process: lens development in camera-type eye; visual perception. Bases 57 to 584 code for a protein of 175 amino acids. The record is from RefSeq and is a predicted model, not a curated record. NCBI's taxonomy places the organism in Eukaryota, Metazoa, Chordata, Actinopteri, Cichliformes, Cichlidae. The transcript has 3 exons.